Hydra vulgaris (swiftwater hydra) is the source of this 4405-nucleotide messenger RNA. Its product is annotated as bridge-like lipid transfer protein family member 3B. Lineage: Eukaryota; Metazoa; Cnidaria; Hydrozoa; Anthoathecata; Hydridae. The record is from RefSeq and is a predicted model, not a curated record.
GCUUUAUCAUGUGUCAUACUCAAGUAUCACGAAAAUCUUUACGUUGUGACAUAAAUAGCAAAUUUAUACCUUAGAGAUUUUUUGUUAUAUUAUUUUUAUGUUAUUAUAUAUUAAUGCAAAGGUCCACAUUAUGUCUUAGACAAGAAUUUAUUUUAUGGCUUCAUGGGCAAAGAAUCAAAUAACGAAGCAGCUGACAAAAUUUGCAAAGAACCUUGAUCCAAGCUCUAUUAGCUUAAAGUUUUUUAAAGGAGAAGGAGAACUCACUAAUCUUGAACUAGAUGAAAGGGUUCUUUCAGAACUAUUAGAAUUUCCGCCUUGGCUUCAGCUAACUAAAGUUACUUGUAACAAAAUUUCUGCCAAGGUACCUUGGACAAGUUUAAAAUCUGAUCCUAUAAGAUUGCGCUUGGAUUGUGUUGAAGUGCAAAUUGUUGCUUCAGAAACUGCAAGAGAAAAGGUUGCAAACUUGCCAGUUUUUGCUUCAAAUAAUGGCAAACCAUCAAAGUAUGGAUUUACGGAACGUGUUCUUGAUGGAAUGUAUAUUUCCAUUAAUACAGUUUUGGUUGCAUUUACAUCAGCAGGCUUUAAGGCUUCUGUGAAUGUAUCACGUAUUGUCAUUCAAAGCACUACACCUGACUGGCAGCAAGCAAAUAGUUUAAGAUCAACAAGGUUAAAGGAUGAAGUAAGGGGUGAAGUGUUAACUUUCAAAGAAAUAAGAUGGGGAACAAUGAAGGUGGAUGCUGAUGCUUCUUACAAGCCAGAGUCAAAAGAUAUCUUAUCAACACCUCUUCGACUUAUUACUAAUAAUAGUGUCAUUCGGUUGGUUAUUAAGAAAAGGUUAAUAGAUUGUACGAUGAUUGCUUCCAAGUUGGCUAUUAUACUUGAUGAUAUCUUAUGGGUGUUAACACAAUCCCAACUACUUAAGUUUUCUAGUUUUGUACAGUAUCUAUUAAAACUUAGGAGCCAAUUUUUACCAAUUUCACAAGGAAGUAUGCCAAACCCUCAAAGAACUGAAUCUAAUCCAACAUACGCUGAUGGUCAAGCUACCCAUGAUAAUAUUUUUUCUGCCUAUAACCUGACUGAAACUUCUAUACAUUUGCGAACACAUCAAGUAGAUUUGCACUUAUGUGAUGAUUGUAGUUUAAAUGGCAACCAAUCGAAAGAUUCUACUGAUGAGUAUUUUGAUGAAACAGGAGCAGCAUUACAAAUUUCAUUAACAAAUAUUGCUUUAGAUCAUUGUCCUUAUCAUGUUGCUGGUACUCAUAGAAGUGCUGUUAGAAUAGAUGAUCAGGUUGCAUACCAAAGGAAACACUGGGCACAACAACUUUUAACUAACUUUCGGGAAACAGAAGGAAAGAGACGUUUGUCAAGAAAAGAUUCUAUGUUAUCUCAAGGGCCUCAGCGACAAAAAGAAAUUUUGUAUGAAAGUUUUUUUGUUAUUAACUGUUCUGACUUUAAAAUUAUGCAAGUAACAACAAGCAAGACUAUGGAAAACAAACCAUUCUUAUCUUCAGAGAAAGAAGCUUUAUAUUUGCCAAAAGAAAUGCCAGCAAUUUACAUUGAUCAUUCGAUGUAUUAUUAUGCACAGAAUGUGAACUUGCCAGUUCCUUUGGCAAAUAUGUUUAUCUCUUUAAACCCAAUACAACUUACUUUUCAUCCUCUAACAUGUGUUUGGUUGAAUAGAUUUUCUCAAAGCGUCAUUGCCGGUUUGGAUUGGACAAAAGAACUUAUAUCUCGAGAACCUGGAUUUGCUGAGCACAUAGACAUACGCUUAGAAGCAUUAAUGCCAAAGAUUAAUAUACCGCUGAUGGAGUUUCCAGAUCUUUUUCACACUAAUGAACGCCCGAAAAGCAUGCAAAUUCAAAUUUCGCAGGCCAUCGUUUCAAACUGUCGUGUAGGUGAUAAGUGUACGCAACCAGAUAUAUUGAACGAUUUACAAAGUUUUAUUAGUUCGAGGAAUUAUGCUGAUAUGAAUUGUUUUCCUAAUAUGGAAUCUGAUGUUACGCCCCUCUCUAAUUCAACCUGGCUAAAUGAUUACAGCAUUAACUAUUAUCAAUUUCAUAACAUGACUAAAAAUGACAAGAGUGUGUAUGGUCGCCUAAAGCAACAAAACAAUUUGCCUAAGGAGAUAUGGUGUAUCUGGUUUGAUCAGUUUUGGAUAGAGUUUAUUGGAAUCGAGAAAGCUUGUCUUAGGCCGGUUCCUUUUGUACACGCAUUUCCAUUACGGCUUUGGUUUUGCCAAAAUGUAUCGUAUGUUGAAGGUGAUGAGGAAAGUUUGUUACCUAACGAUCAUAAUGGUAUCAAUGUAAAAGAGUCCGAAGACAUGAGGUUUAAAAUUAUGCAAGUAGUAUAUGAGAAUCCUCAUCCGUUUCCAGAGUUAACCCGUAAAGUGAGUUUGUCAAAUGAAGAUGAUUGUCAAAAAAACUCAACAAGCGAAUUUUCAAAAUCUUCGAAUCAAUUCAAAACUCAAAAAGCAACAAAUAUCCAGCAUUUAAAAGUUCAAAAUUAUACAGGUGAGGAUGUUAGACGUUUUGAAGCUUUGCGAAUCAGUCAUUCAGAAAAUGAUUUGUUAACUCUUACAAAUAAGCAUAAUACAAUUGAUACGCUCUCACUAAAUGAAUACAGUGAUGACUAUAAAAAGGAUGUACCUCCUCCUCCAUAUUCCUCUAAAUUUGACGAGGUUUAUCCUCUCUUAAGAAAUAAAAGUACUACUUCCUUACCCCCGGAGUAUUUAGAAUGCGACAAUUUAUCAUCAACCAUAAAAGCACCAGAUAUUAAAUGUGAAAACACAGAAGUUGAAAAUGCAUCCAUCGGAAUACUCUUCUCCUCCUCUAAAGCAAUUAAAGUUCAAAUAGACCAUUUUCAGCUUCUUUUUUUGCUACGUUUAGGCGAUCUGUUUGCAUUAGUAUCAAAACGAAUUGCAUUAGAUAAUCUUCGCUCGAAAAGUAAUACUCAAAAGCCCACUCAGGACUGCGAUAAUGGGCCAAUAAUUUUUAAUGUGUCGGUCCCUAAUGUAGUUUUAGAUCUUGUUCUUUCGCCAUGUAAUGGCAUCGAUCCCAUACAACGUCUUACAUUAUCUGACAGGGUUCGUUAUGAAAAAGAAAAAAAAAACGGUUUAGGUUUAAUUGCUUAUUCGUCAAGCAUUUUACCUCUCAAAAAAAUUGAUGAGUUAAACUCGUUUUCAUCAAAUAGAAAGGAAAAUUCACCGGUCACCGGUCAAAAUGUCGAGUCGCAAGUUUAUUCUGAAUGUUUAAUUUCAAGAAAUGAUAAUAAUUCUAAAAACAAUUUGUUACAAGAAAGUACUUCACUGAUCUCUUGUCAUCCAUCGUCUGAAAAAUUAAAUGUCUCCGAAAAUUAUAAUACGGUAUUCUAUUCUGAUAACCCUGAAUAUUUUCAAAAUAGAAGUGAUGUUCAUUUCGGCGAUGAUGAAUACCAAAAUAUGGUUUUUCAGUCUCAAUUAGUAAAAGAAUUUUGUGAUGUUGGAGUGCAAGUUGGUGACACUUUAAAUGAUUUAACAUCACAAUCACUUAAUCAAUUGAUAUCCGUAUUACGUGUUCGAAUUGGAGGAGUCUCUGUUGGUUUACAAGUUCGCGAAGAUAAAAGCACCGUCAAAGUUGCGGCCGAAACACUAGCAUUAAAUGAACUGGGAAACUUAAACUAUUCACAAAUGUUAGAUUCUCGUGGCAAUUUAGGAGAAGAUCGAUCUGAUAACAAAGAAUCAUUUAGUAUGAAUGCCAUUACGGGCGAGGGAGCUUUGAAAAUACGAAUUACAUCAGGCGCGCAAGUUUCUCCAGGAGAGGAGCAAGAAUUAGGUUAUGCAGAAAUUCGAAUGCAGGCAUUGGUAGCCGCGUUGUUAAUGUCAACGUUAGACAAUCUUGCAGAGUUUGCGGAGGAUGAGUUUAUUCUUUCUCAAAUAACUUUUGAUCUCCAAAUUACUAAUUCAGAUAUCUCUUUAUAUGAUGAUAAACCCCGUCGUUAUUUAUCAGUCGUUAAACCUCCCCCUACCCAAAUUAUAAUUGAUGAAUUGUACAUUUCACGUGAUAAAGACGGUAUACUAACAUUUAACCAUAAACUAAGAAAACAACGCUUAGUUUCUGAAAACAAAAAUAAAAACUUUCAAAAUAUUGACACAACCCACAGUGGUUGUCAAAAUACAGACAUUAACAGCAUAAUUCCUGAUUCUAUAAAUCAACAUGUUGAUGAGCUCAUAGGAGAAAACGCCCGUCUUUUGGACGAUCUUAAAGUAGUUAAUGCAAAAGUUAUUGGACUUAAUAUGGAACGCGAAUCGCUCCUUAAAGUCAUUGACAAGUUGCAACAUGAACUUAUUUAUUCAAACAAAGAAAAUGAUAAUUUACAGCGUCGAGUAAGAUCAGUUAUAGGAAGAAAUAAAGAAAAUUUCGUAUGAUAA